GCUUAUACAUACAAAAUCCAUAUACUCACAUUUUUAUCUCUCUGUAUCAGUAUUUCUCUCUCUACGAAUGAAAUGAAGGAGCUCUUCCGUGGUUCGCGAGGGAAUAUAACGCCUUUUAGAUGACGUCGCCGUUUUCCGCCGUCAUCGCCGCCGCACUAUGGUUAUUGCUCUCCGCCGUGUUUUCUCCUCCGCCGUCUGUUUACGGCCUGGGCGGCUUUGUCGAUACUCUCGCUGUUGUCUACGGCGCAGCUACCACCGUUUGUUCGAUAGCUGCGGGGGGAUCCCUUCAACAAAUUCAAUGCUGGAGGAACGGUCAAUUGCUGUCGCCAAUAUCCCCUGCAAUUUCCGUUGACGUCGUCGCCGGUGGCCGCGACACACUCUGCGGCGUUAGGUCCGGUGGAUUCACCCUCCUCUGCUGGGACGAUAACUUUAUUUCUAAGAGGAUUUACCAAAACGCUUCGGUGCCGUUAACGUCUCUAACAAUCGGCGACGCUCAAAUUUGUGCGCUGAGGAGAGCCAGUGGUGGGGAGAAUGCCUAUUGCUGGCGAGGAGACAAUGUUUCAUCCGCCGAAUUUCAAAUCAGGAGCUCUGAUUUUCGCGUGAUUUCAUCUGGAUUGGAGAUUUCCUGCGGAGUGGUGGAAAAGAACAGUCAGGUAUUAUGUUGGGGAGACGAUGUGCUCUCUCCUUGGCUUCAAUUUCAGUUUGCGAAUAUAUCUAUGGGGAAUAUUCAUGUCGGGGGAAGGCAUGCUUGUGGAAUCGAUAAUUCAGGAUUGGUAAUCUGCAAAGGCGACAACAGCAGUAAUCAAUUGAAUGUGCCUUCAAAUUCCGCAUACGAGUACAGAGCCCUAGCACUCGGAGCAAACCACAGCUGUGCGAUUCGAAGAUUGAAUCACACAGUGGUUUGUUGGGGUGGAGACGGUGACUUUUCGAGUAACAUUACCGAUGGUGUUCCAUUUGAGUACAUUGUGGCAGGGUUGAAUUUCACUUGUGGAUUGACCACAAGCAAUUUUUCAGUGAUGUGUUGGGGCCCUGGUUGGCCUGAUCAGUAUCCUUCUUUGCUGCCUCUGCAGAGGACUCUUCCAGGCGCCUGUGUCGAUUCCAGUGCUUCUUGUCCCUGUAAUAUAUAUCCCGAUUCUGAUUCACUUUGUUCUGGGAAUGGCCAUAUUUGCAGGCCUUGUGAUAUGCCGAUCUCAAUUCCCCCAGUUUCACCACCAUCGCCUCCAUUGCCGCCGCCUAGCGUUAGUCCUUCCCCGUCACACUCCAGAGGACUCAGAAGGGGUUUGCUGGCCUAUGCAAUAGUUGGAUCAGUUGGAGGAUUUGCAGGGAUUUGUGCGGCAAUUUAUUGUUUAUGGGCAGGUGUUUGUUUUGGGAAGAAGAAGAUCCAUAACUCAGUGCAGCCAACAAUCACUCCUAAUAAUGUGGCUACUCAGCAAUCCAGAAGUAACUCAUCUUCACGAUCCUCACGAUCAUCCACCCUUAGACGCCAAGCAUCCAUUCUCAUGAGGCGCCAGCGAAGUGGGACAUCUACCAAACACCCUGACAAGGCUGAGGAAUUUUUAUUCUCGGAUCUUGCAGCGGCAACCAAUAAUUUCUCAUUGGAGAACAAGAUAGGUUCUGGGAGUUUUGGAGUUAUUUACCGUGGGAAACUACCCGAUGGCCGUGAAGUAGCUAUUAAGAGGAGUGAGUCACUUCUUAAGAUGAAGAAAUUUCAGGAGAAAGAGAGUGCAUUCGAGUCGGAACUGACAUUCCUAUCAAGACUGCAUCACAAGCAUUUGGUUAGGCUGGUUGGUUACUGUGUUGAGCAAGAUGAGAGGCUGUUGGUUUAUGAGUACAUGAAGAAUCGUGCACUUUAUGAUCAUUUACAUGACAAGAACAAUGUGGAAAAGAGUUGCAGUGUGAUAAACUCAUGGAGAAUUCGGAUAAAGAUCUCGCUAGAUGCAGCUCGUGGCAUUGAGUAUCUACACAACUAUGCAGUCCCCUCUAUAAUCCAUCGCGACAUCAAGUCUUCGAACAUACUGCUCGACGCGAAUUGGACUGCAAGAGUGUCCGACUUUGGAUUAUCACUAAUGGGACCUGAGAAUGAGAGUGAUUUCCGCCCAAUGAAGGCAGCCGGCACAAUUGGCUACAUUGAUCCAGAAUACUAUGGACUGAAUGUCCUGACAGCAAAGAGUGAUGUCUACGGUCUUGGAGUAGUGCUGCUGGAGCUUCUAACUGGGAAGAGGGCUAUAUUCAAAACAGAUAGUGAAGGUGAACCGAUCAGCCUAGUGGACUAUGCAGUGCCAGCAAUUAUGGCUGGAGAAUUGAACAAGAUUCUAGACCCGCGGGUUGGUUUGCCUGAGGGGAGUGAAUCCGAAGCAGUAGAAUUGGUAGCGUACACGGCGAUGCAUUGCGUGCAUUUGGAAGGGAAAGAUAGGCCUACGAUGACGGACAUUGUAGGUAACCUGGAGAGAGCAUUGUCUGCAUGUGGAGAUAGCCAUGGCAGCAUCUCCAGUGGUAGAAACUCCAUUGUUUCAGAGGCUGAAGUGAGGUAAAGAUGAAAUAAGAUUCAUAGUUAUAUAUAUUUUUUGCUGUCAAGUUCAUUCGGCCAUUUCUAAGUUUGCUUGGUUUAGGUGAGUAAAUUGGUAGAGUAUGAAUUGUUUGUCCUAACAAGCUGAAGCUGAAGCUUUUGGGUUGGGACGUUGGUACAUAAUUGUUAGGUAGGUUUUGUUAGGUUUGACUUGUUUCUGGAAACAAGAAGAAGAAGAAGAAGAACAAGUUUUGGAAUUCAUUUCUCACUUGAAUAGAAUAGUAUUUAGGCCUUUGAUGAUCAAAUAA
Messenger RNA from Andrographis paniculata, 2814 nucleotides. Its product is annotated as putative serine/threonine-protein kinase-like protein CCR3. Gene Ontology annotation, molecular function: ATP binding; protein serine/threonine kinase activity. Gene Ontology annotation, biological process: protein phosphorylation. The record is from RefSeq and is a predicted model, not a curated record. The transcript has a single exon. NCBI's taxonomy places the organism in Eukaryota, Viridiplantae, Streptophyta, Magnoliopsida, Lamiales, Acanthaceae. Bases 120 to 2531 code for a protein of 803 amino acids.